UCCUCCUAACUUUACCUCAGACCUGAUUCCUGCCGCUCCGAGGCUCCGACACGCCGGAAUGCUGCUGCUGCCGCCGCCGCCCAGACCCGCAGCCGGAGCGCGUCGGUAACCGGGGAGUCGGUCAUUACCCUCUGUAACGUUUUAUUUUCAGUUGUGUCAAAGUGACGCGGUUUCGCCCGGUUCGGCUCGUGACAGAAACUUUAAGGCUCCCGGAUCGGGAAGAGGAAACUCCUUCAGGCUAGCUAAGGCUGCUAACUCUGGUUAGCCUCCGCGCGCGAGCUCUCCGUCCUGAGGAGACUGAGGGCACUGCGGUGAACGAGGAGGAGGCGUGGCCGGUUGUGUGUGUAUGUGUAAGGAGUCAGUGUUUGCCCACUGAGGAGCCGUAGGAGAGACACGAGCCUGCAGGACUGGAACAGAAUGGGAGCUGCUCCUGCUCCAGCUGAUGUUUUUUUAGAAGAAGAGAUUCCUCCCACAUUGUUGGGAUGAGAUCAUCGGAUCUGGCGUCUCGCUCCUACUGCACUUACAGCUGAAUUCCCAAACAGCUCGUCACGGAAUUCCCGGGAUAUGGACACACCAGCUCUACGUAAAUCACUGCAGAUCUGCUUUUUAUCAUCGUCAGAAAAGAGAUAAGUGUACUGUAGGAUCACGUGGUUCUCUUUAAUCUGGAAUAAACUUUUGUGGGAAAACUUUUUAAUGCUCUGAUUAAAACUCAGACUUGUAACGGAGUAAAAGCCGGAAAUUCAUUUAACUCGGAGACGUUUGUGGUUCAGCAGGAUGGCGGGAAAGGACUACAAUCAUCUCUUCAAGCUGCUCAUCAUCGGAGACUCCAAUGUUGGAAAAAGCAGCUUGCUACUGAGAUUUGCAGACAACUCCUUCUCUGGGAGCUACAUCACCACUAUAGGUGUGGACUUUAAGAUCCGGACGGUGGAGAUCGAUGGAGAGAGAGUGAAGCUCCAGAUCUGGGACACGGCCGGACAGGAGAGGUUCAGGACCAUCACCUCAACGUAUUACAGGAACACACACGGGGUGAUUAUUGUGUACGAUGUGACGAAUCCGGAGUCGUUUGUGAACGUGAAGCGGUGGCUGAACGAGAUCUCUCAGAACUGCGAUAACGUGUGUAAAAUAUUAGUUGGGAAUAAGAACGAUGAUCCGUGUAAGAAGCAGGUGGACUCACAGGACGCUCUGAAGUUUGGAGAGACUGUAGGGGUUCGAGUGUUCGAGACCAGCGCAAAGGAGAACAUCAACGUAGAAGAGAUGUUCAUGGAGUUCACCCACAUGGUCCUGAGGGCGAAGAAGCAGAGUCAGAACCGCGCGGAGAGAGAGCGGGAGCGAGAGAAGGACACGGUGCACAUCAACGCUCAGCGCGACCGCGACAGGAGAAAGAGAGGAAAGAAAUGCUGCUGAGUACGGAGAGGGAGGGAGAGAGAGGGAGGGAGAGAGAGAGAGAGAGGUGAAGCCUGAGGAACUGCGCCUGCGGCCCUCGCACUCGCGCUUCACAUCGUGUUUAUGCGUGACUUUGCACUGACGAGAGAAACUGGAACUGGAACUGGAAGCCACUAUAAAGUACCCAAAAGGUGUUUUUUUUUUUUUUUUUUGUUUAGGUUUUUUUUGUUGUUUUUUUUUUUUUUUUUUACAGAAACAUCUCAGUAUAAUUUUAUGACUAAAAGAGCGCCAUGCAGAGGUAUUACACUGUUAUUACAAAUCUAAUCAACGAGCCAUUAACAGAGCUGAUGUGACUCGUCAAUGUGUCUGUGUUUAAAAAAAACAAACAAAUUAAAUCUAUUGAUGAGUCGAGUCGUGCGUCUGAAUUAAUCAUUAGCAAUAAAAUACUGCUUUUAAAAUGCACUAU
This is a messenger RNA of Clarias gariepinus (North African catfish), 1849 nucleotides long. RefSeq names its product ras-related protein Rab-35. Gene Ontology annotation, biological process: endocytic recycling. The coding region runs from base 775 to 1404 and encodes 209 amino acids. The transcript has 7 exons. The record is from RefSeq and is a predicted model, not a curated record. Gene Ontology annotation, molecular function: GTP binding; GTPase activity. NCBI's taxonomy places the organism in Eukaryota, Metazoa, Chordata, Actinopteri, Siluriformes, Clariidae. Gene Ontology annotation, cellular component: plasma membrane; endosome membrane.